UUUUUUUAUUUAAUAUUUGGCUCCACGAUUAUUAAAAUAAAAAGAAAUAUGUUAGAAUGAAAUCCUAAUUUUGGUGUUUUCCAAUUACAAAUUUGAGGCUGUAUUAGACUAGAUACGGAUUUUUAGCUUGUCAUUUGGAAAAGAUCUUAAAGUGCUGCAAAAUUUCAAAUUUUUUUUGGACUGCUACUAGUUUUAACGUGUGAAGCAGGUGUGUUCCAAUCAGCAAUUAGAAACCUAAAAUGUCUGCGGGAUUUAUAUUUGAUAUAAUUAUCGUUAAAAUCGAUUGUCCCAAUGUUGAUCUACAAGACCAAGAGCUUAUUACGGUUGACGUACGAUUUAACGAUGUUUCACUCCAGAUUACCUCAAGUCGCAUUAACGUACUGGAAUUUCGAUCCGGUCGUAGCUACGAAUUCGAUGCCAGACCUGAUGACUUGCGAUGCGACUUGGAAAGUACACCGCUACAACUAAGCGUAAAAUAUAACAAUGCCACAAUAGGAUGUGGUGAAAUGCAUUGGCCAAGUUUCAUAACAGAUCAAAUAACGACAAGCGUUGGUGAAUUGACGCACGUGGAUGAGUGUGAUCUGAAUGAUGCGGACAACGUCAAAAUUGGAACUAUCGAAGUUAUUGUACGUUUACAGGUUAAAUGUCAAGAAAUGUGCGACGACCUUCUUCGCGAUGCUGACGAUAUAAGACGAAAUUUACACAAAGUUAUCAAUCCACACGAUAUACUUUUUGUAGUGGGAGAGCCAGUGAACGACGAUGACGAUUGUAUGUGUAUUAAAGACUCAGACGAAAAUAACAAUCAAGGAUGUGGAACUGCAACUGCUUUGGACUUAUCACGUUACCGAAAUGUUAAUGGAAAGCUAUUGAAAACAGCAGACAUUCUCAACACUUGUAACAACCACAGCUGCUGUGAUCUCAAGAAAGUAUCAAAUCAGUACCAGGAAUUAAUUGAUGUCUUGCAAUCUUCUGAAUGUUCAAAAAAGAAACCUCGAAAACCAGCACCCAAAUGUUGUAAAAAGGAACCAAAAUCAUCAAAGGAAUCAUCAGGAAAUACAAGCGUCUGUUCUGACAUAAAUAUGCAUACAUAUGCGGCGAACAAUACGGAUGAUGAAGUAUUUAAAAGAUUUUUAGAUCUUUUACCCCAACUUAACUCAUGUACAAAGCAACAAGCAGGCCCGGUGCAAAGUUCCUGUUCUCAAAUGCCGCGACGUUUCUGUCCCGUUUGCAAAGAAAACAUUGGAUGGCUUCCUAAAACAUGUGCCUGUCCCAAAUGUGGAUAUAAGGCACCACCCGAAAAACCGCCCAGUGAAAAGCUUACACCUGAACAAAUAUUAAAGGAAUGCUUAGAUAAGUGCUCUAGUGGUUCGGAUAAACUAAAUCCAUGUGCAGCCGCAGAAAAAGCGAGCGAAGCAAGCAAGUGCCGUUGCUCCUGUGGCACUGGCAAGGUUUGUGCUCAUUGCCGUAUAAAGAAGCUUUGCGCUGAAAUGUUUGGAACUGGCACUAAUAAAUCUGAAGAAAAACCGGCAGCACGAAAUAAUGAUGAUACUCUCUCUAUUUGUGACGAUAACCCCACAAAGGAUUGUCGUCCCUAUUUGGCUCAAGUUUUUUCUGAGCUAAGAGAUCUAUAUGACAUUAAAGAAACCAAGGAAAAAGAAUUCAAAACUAAUGAGAAAUGUGAAGCUGAACUUAAUGGAUGGAACAAGAAAAAACCGAAAAAAAAACGUAAAAUCAAAACUACAAAAGGAAAUAAGAAUUCAUUACCACUGCCAGAUUGCACUGCUAAAUGUUCAGGGAUGAUGACAACCGAACCGGAAACUAUUGAACCAUGUGAUCCGGGUGUACGGCUCUCUUCUAAAAAGAAAAAACUAUUUGCUACCGGUGAUCGUCCUUGCCCAUUGGCAGCUGUAAAUACCCACGUCAGUUGCAAAAGCUGUCCACCACGUAAAAAUGUUCCAAGACAUAUGGGUUGGCUUUGGAAUAUAAAUCCAGAGAGCAUCCGUAGCGGUUGGAAACCAGGUGCCAUUAGAAAAUCCGUUAGACAAAUGAUGAGAUAUUUUCUUAAAGAUUAUCCAGCGGACACAAUACGUGUUUCUCCUUAUGGUGGUCGAAGAGUAUGUCCAGAAAUCCCAAAACCUGAUCCACCAUUGAUACAAAAACCGACUUUACAUAUAUGUAAAAAAAAUGAUGAAUAUAUUGUGACACUUCGACCACUGAAGGACUCAGAGGCUUUGAAAAGUUGUGCAGACCCAUAUCUCAAUAUGAAACCUAUUCAAUUCAAAAUUACUAAAAAUCCAGCUGCAACGGAAAUGAGAAACGUUAAAGCUACUUUAAAAGAAAUGGGCUUUAGCAAAUGUACAUGCCAUAAACCCAUUUCUUCUUGCUACUGCAGAAACUACCUUGAUAAGAAACGUUUGGAAUACCAAGCUAACAAGGAAUGUCGAAAGCGUUGUAUUCCUAGCUGUACCGACAAGCUGGUUUUGUCGGACACAACGGACUCUGAUGUCGAGUUCGAUUUUGGUGUUACACCUCCAGCUGGUGUCAUCAAGCCAAAUCUUCUAAAAAAACCAAAUGUUGUAAAUCAUGGUACGCAAUAUGCAGAUGGUGAUUGGAAUGUACCGCCCUUAUAUCCGAAACAGCCUAACAAAUAUAUGAGACUAUAUAAUUGUGCUACAGGCGAUCGUUAUGUCGAAGGUUAUGGUUCAUAUGGUUACGGUGGCUAUGGUGGCGGCGGUGCAGGCUACGAUGCUAAUGCCGGUUAUGGCGGUUUCGAUGGUAGAGGAGGCAGAGGUGGCGGGUUUGGCGGUGGUUUCGGCGGCGGAAGAGGAGGUAGAGGUGGUGGACCAGGUGGUGGUAGAGGUGGCGGAUAUGGCGGUGGAGCUGGCGGUGGAGCUGGCGGUGGACCAGGUGGUGGUAGAGGUGGUGGUAGAGGUGGUGGAGCUGGCGGUGGAGCAGGUUAUGGAGCUGGUGGGGGAGCAGGUGGUAGAACAGGUGGAGGAGCAGGUGGAAGAGGUGGUGGUGCUGGUGGCGGUUCUGGUGGCGGAGCUGGUGGCGGUGCUGGUGGCGGUGCUGGUGGCGGUGCUGGUGGUGGUGGUAAAGGAGGAGGAAGAAAUAAUGGAGGUGCUGGCGGUCCUGGCAAUAAACUCGGCGGCAAAGGCGGUGGUGUAGAUAUGAUGAAAUAUAUGAAGGGCCGUGAUGCUGGCAAAGGUGGAAAAGGUGGUCAAGGUGGUCAAGGUGGUGCAGGAGGUGCAGACGGAGACGGUAAAAGAGGAAUGCGGAAGUCUGGUGGUGAUAUGCCUCCACCCCUCAUUUGUAUGAUUGAUAGACGCGCCAAGCCAUUUGAUCCGUGUGGUCCUCCUCAAUGCUGUCCCCGUAUUUGUUAAAAAUUAAUUAAAGUUGUGUCUUUAAGUCUAUUCAAAAUUAUUUGCUUUCUGCAUGGAGUAAUAGUA
Molecule: messenger RNA, 3449 nt
Organism: Teleopsis dalmanni
Lineage: Eukaryota; Metazoa; Arthropoda; Insecta; Diptera; Diopsidae
Exons: 9
Coding region: 240-3383 (1047 amino acids)
Source: RefSeq, a predicted model, not a curated record